Molecule: messenger RNA, 408 nt
Organism: Cotesia congregata
Lineage: Eukaryota; Metazoa; Arthropoda; Insecta; Hymenoptera; Braconidae
Source: the annotation of a GenBank genome assembly
AUGCCGCCCAAGACUAGUGGUAAAGCUGUAAAGAAAUCUGGCAAAGCCCAAAAGAACAUCACCAAGUCUGACAAGAAGGGCCGCAAGAAGAAGAGGAAGGAAAGUUACGCUAUCUACAUUUACAAGGUGCUAAAACAGGUCCACCCUGACACCGGUGUUUCCUCCAAGGCCAUGAGCAUCAUGAACAGCUUUGUCAACGAUAUCUUCGAACGUAUUGCUGCUGAAGCUUCCAGACUCGCUCACUACAACAAGCGUUCCACCAUCACUUCACGGGAAAUUCAAACAGCUGUCCGUCUUCUGUUACCCGGUGAAUUGGCCAAACACGCCAUACAUCAUAGGCUGCAAACGAUAAAGGAAAAAAUAUCAAACGCACUAGAGGAGUUAGUUUUAUUUGGAUAUAUCGCGUAG